Messenger RNA from Schizosaccharomyces japonicus yFS275, 2834 nucleotides. Its product is annotated as NEK/NEK2 protein kinase Fin1. Bases 594 to 2834 code for a protein of 746 amino acids. The transcript has 2 exons. NCBI's taxonomy places the organism in Eukaryota, Fungi, Ascomycota, Schizosaccharomycetes, Schizosaccharomycetales, Schizosaccharomycetaceae. The record is from RefSeq and is a predicted model, not a curated record. Gene Ontology annotation, molecular function: protein kinase activity; nucleotide binding; ATP binding.
ACACUCUUCCUCCACACCUACCUUCUUCUAGGAAAAGCUUGUUUUGACUAUUUCCAGCUAGUUUUUUGUUUGUUUACAUAGAAAUUCACGACACGCGGAGCUGCUGGUUGAAUGACUUAAAUUGAGUCAUGCUGUCGUGUCGUUUCGGUUUUUGUUUACGUGAAAAGUUUCAGCUAGUAUAAACAAAACAGCGGCUGCUUUCCUGUGCUAACUAGAGCCAACGACUUCUUUUACAGUGAAACGGUGAACGAAAACGGUGUCGAUUUAGACGAGUGCGUUGAAAAAGCACGAAAAAAGACAUUGACACACACAAAAAGACAGAAUUGUUUGUUUUGUUGUUCAUCCUCUAAGCACUUUUUGAGCACCCUUGAACUUUUCCCCGGAGCAACCCUCUAAAAACCCUUCCAGAAACCCUUUCGAGAACCCUUUAAGCACCCUCUUUGGUGCCGUCUUCAUCCUUCACUUUCUUUUGUUGCCUGUUGCUAGUACACGGUGACAGUACGACCAUUGGAUCUACGAGUUCAAUUGGACGUACGCGGACAAAAAAACAAAACCAGCAUCCUGCUUUCUCUUCUUUUGUUACGAAUUUCAUUAUGACCAAGUACGAAAUCUUGGAAAAAAUUGGCCGAGGCAGUUUUGGCGAGAUUCACAAGGUGCGUCGAGUGCACGACGGAACAAUAUUAGCACGGAAAGAAAUCUAUUUUGGAAACAUCUCGCGCCAGGAAAAGCAGUACAUUGCAGACGAAGUCAACAUUCUGCGGAAUCUUAGCCACCCCAACAUUGUCGAAUACUGCGGUGAAGAAAUCAAUCGCUCGGCCAAAAUCAUCCACAUUUUUAUGGAGUACUGCGGCAAUGGCGACCUGGACAAGUUGAUUGACACGUUGCGCUCCAAAGGUGAGCGGGCGCCGGAACACGAUAUAUGGCGGUACAUGACACAGCUGUUUUUGGCCCUGUAUCGCUGCCAUUACGGCCAUGAUGCGCCCGAGUCCUUGCACUUGCAGCGCGGCGAGCCCAGUCGUGGUGAACAGCCGUCCGUGCUGCAUCGAGACAUAAAGCCAGCAAACAUAUUCCUCGACGACAAAAACUCCAUCAAGCUUGGUGACUUUGGGCUUUCAAAACUACUCGACAAUAACCGGAUGUUUACACACAGCUACGUUGGAACUCCAUACUACAUGGCUCCCGAAGUCAUCCGCAACUGCCCGUACACAGCCAAGUGCGAUGUAUGGUCGGUGGGAUGUGUGCUGUACGAGCUGUGCAUGCUUCGACGCCCGUUCGAGGGCGUGACCCAUCACGAACUGCAGGUCACCAUUUGCAACGGAACCAUCGAGCCUUGGGACGACUACUAUAGCCCCGAGCUGCGGCAGCUGAUUGAUACAUGCAUGGAAGUGGACGCGGUGAAGCGGCCUACUGCCGCUGACAUGCUGCGAAAUCCGUACUUGGCAAUGACGCGGCGAGACAUGCAGACAAGCGAGCUUACUCUUCGCAUGGAGGCAAAACAAACCGAGCUCAAAAACAAGGAAGUUGUUCUGCGGCAACGGGAAAACGAAAUCUACACCCUGGAGCGCGAGAUGUUGGCACAAAAGGCAGAGUUUGAAACGGUGUUGCAAAAACACAUUGCUCAACGGGAAUUGGCCAUGCGUGUCGAGAUGGAAAAACAAAUGCGGGAACUCGAUCUACGCUACCAACGCAACCUGCAGCAAAUCCUCGCCAGUCUGCAGGCCAGUGUGCCGCGUUCCAACGAGCAUGGAGCUGAUGUAUUCCCUGGCUUUGUCGAUGUCCAGCGCGAGCUCGCGGCCAUCAGCGAAAACGUGCAAAGCCAGUGUGAUACGAGUGUGGCCGAAAUGAUGGUUGACUCGAGUUUUUAUCCCAAGAGCCGUCCUGCAUUGUCUAUGAGCAGUGUUGCAACGCAGGAACUGUCUCGACCGACGCCGCUGCAAACAGGCCUGCAAUCAGUGACAACGCCAGCGUCAGCACAGGCCGCACAAGUAUUAGCGCCGGCGGCAAAGGCUGCAAAGGCCACGGCGGUCACUGCCCUUCCAGCAGGCCCAACGGUAGACCCGUUUGCAGUCUUCUCGGCCGUGACGCCUACGAAUCCGUUUGCGGCAGCGCUAGCCAAAGUCAAGCAAGCAUCGGGGGCCCGGGCCUCUGGGCCUCGUUCUUACGGAAGCCCAUCGCUGGGAACACCUACGCUUGCAAGCAGCAGCACCCGGGGAGCAAACACACCGUUGUCAUUAGACUCGUCCUCGCACACGCCGCUGACGAGUCCGGCGGACGAAGAAACAAACGGGCUGCGAGAGAGACACGAGGUGUACCAGCGGCUGCGGCAAAGCAUGCAGCGUCUGCGCGACCAGCCAACGCAUUGUCAGCACAAGUUCACCAGUCAACCCAAGACGCGGAAGAACCCGCGACUGCUGGCCCAGGCGGCACCAGCGGGAGCUGUGGGCGACAGGGAGAGCUACGCUGCACAGCCCACUGGCUCGAGCAUUCUUCAGAAGGCUCGCGGCGGGCGGAAGAAGCAGCACGUUGAGGGCUAUGCCCAGGAAGGCCGCCGGUCGCCGCGGCACGCCGUGUCGCCCAUUGUGAGCAACAGCCAACUGCGUCGGCCUGCCGUAGACAUUGACGACGGGACCACUCCGUAUGUCAGCAGUGCGAGCAGCGCGAGCAGUGCUGACAGCUGCGGGUCCACCGCCGUCUCUGUGUCGACGGCGGCGGCGGAGCCCGUCACCCCGACGAAGCACGGCGUCUCUGGCCUCUACUGCUACGACGACGAGAUCCCCAGUCCCUUCCUAUGCAAGUCUUUCCGGCCUCAACGCAGCAUUCCCAAAAGGCACUAA